AUAGCAACAGCAUCCAGUGCAUUUUCCUCCUCCUGGAUACACACAUCCUCGAGCCGCCCUGUGAUUGGACGAGCUCCCUUCGGAUGUCACUGGGGCAACCGAAUGAUGGGAAUUUUAACACAUGGACGGAAACGCAGCCGCUGAAUGUGACUGGCUCCCGGCGCGCGGCUUCCCAUUCGGGCACAAGUGAGGUCGAAAGACCGCGGAGGCCGGCUGUUGGACCGUUCGCACAUCCGUCUGCGGAGGGAGGGUCCGCACGGUUUUUUUUUUUUUCUAGCUCGGUACGGGAGCCGAGCGGGGACCAGUCGGUUGGGCAGCAGCGGCCGUGGGUCUCCACACCCGAGAGUAUGGCGGCUGGGAUGGCGCUGGAAAAGCGAGGGAGAAGCGGAGCCAUGCCAGAGAUGUUGAACAAGAAAACAAAGGGACGCAAGUUCUUCAAUUAAGUGUGGAACUACUUGUAGUCGGUGCUGUGUUUCCACGAGACCGCAUCCGGCUUGAAAAAUAUCGCGCGUGCACUUUCAGCCAGCGUCUUCCCCAGUGUCCUCGAUGGAGCAAGUUUUGUUUGUGUCCUGAUGCGUAGAGAAGGGUGAGUUAAGCAGAUGAAAACCCGCACGCUCCACAUCAUCGGGCGACAUCUCCUUCCUGCCCGUGCACAUUUCUGGACAAUUGCGGUGUUCGGAUGCCCGUAUCGCUGUCUGGCCUGCAUGGGGGACUUUCUACAAUGAAAUCCAUCUUGGGCCACCGAGUCUUUGUGCUCUGCCAUAGCUGAGCGGCGGCGAGCAAAGACGGUGUUAUUGACAACUCGUUCAAAAAUGGGCAUUUUUGUUUGAACAUUCCGAGUCCACGUAGAUUUGAUACCCUUUACGACUUGAUCCAAAACCCACGAUGCGCGAGUACAAAGUGGUGGUCCUGGGCAGCGGCGGGGUCGGGAAAUCCGCCCUCACCGUGCAGUUCGUCACCGGGACAUUCAUCGAGAAGUACGACCCCACCAUAGAGGAUUUUUACCGCAAGGAGAUCGAGGUGGACUCCUCGCCCUCGGUGCUGGAGAUCCUGGACACCGCCGGUACCGAGCAGUUCGCCUCCAUGCGGGACCUUUACAUCAAGAACGGUCAAGGAUUCAUACUGGUCUACAGCCUCGUCAACCAGCAGAGCUUCCAGGACAUAAAGCCGAUGAGGGAUCAAAUCAUAAGAGUGAAAAGGUACGAGAAGGUUCCUGUGAUCCUGGUGGGGAACAAGGUGGACUUGGAAAGCGAGAGGGAGGUGUCGUCCAGCGAAGGUCAGGCCCUGGCCGAGGAGUGGGGCUGCCCCUUCAUGGAGACCUCGGCCAAGAGCAAAACCAUGGUAGACGAACUGUUCGCGGAGAUCGUUCGGCAGAUGGACUACGCCGCCCAGCCAGACAAGGAUGACCCGUGCUGCUCCUCGUGCAAUAUACAAUAGCCCCGGGGGCCUCCAGGAACAGGCCAGGCAAAAAAGUAUACUCACAGGACGCUCCACCAACCCGACACACACACACACACACACACACACACACACACGCACACGCACACACACACACGGCAAUUAGACGGAUAACAAAUUCAUGGUUGAGCGCAGUGGAGUUUUAACUCCACGGAGCAUAAAAUCAGCAGUGACAUGAUCAUUAAUAAAGAGAUGUGAGUAAUGAAUACGUUUUGAACGAGGAAUGCCCGGAAUUUGCCGCAGGAGAAAUUGACAAAUGACAAAAAGGAACAGGCCUUAUGUUACUCUCUUCUGUGGUUUGGGUGUGUCUUCAUCCUUUUGAGUUGCGGAGGGGGGGGGGGGGGGGGGGGGAAGGAAUCAUCAGAAAUCAAUCACAGAUUAAGAUAGUUACCGUUUAGGUUGUUCUAUAAUUUCUUAUAAAUUAGUAAAAAAAAAAGGUGUUUUCGCCUGGUUUUGUUACCAUAACUAGGUUGCAAGUAGCUACAGUACACACAUUCAAUAACAGAUUUAUGGGCUCCAGUUGUUUUACAUAGUAAGAAGUAUUUGAUUUACAGUAUGUACAAUUGUUCUCCCAGUUUAGUUUGUGCAUUGAUGGUUGGAGGUUUUUUUUCCUACUCAUCACAGGGCUGAACCAAAGAGGUGACCUGAAAGCACCUCCAUUUUCUUAUCAAUAUAUAUAUAUAUUUCUUUUCUAUCAUCAAAAAAAGGAAUGGAGAGAAAAUGGAAGACAAGUCAGUGUCUUUCUUGACACAUUGGUGCAGGCAUCUCUUUCCUAUCUUCUCACUUUGAGACACAAUAGCAGAGUCUUUAACAUAUCGUGUGACGUUUCAUUUCCCCCCCCUGCGAGACUCAGAUUGCCGAGUAGUAAUAUAACUAACUGCUUCACCCUGAUGGGACAAAGAGUUCAUCGUUUCAGUUUUUGAAUAUCUCUACAGAUGAUAUCUCUCUCUCUCGCUCUCAACUCUCUUUAGGAAUCGGUGACAUUUAAAGUGAAGAUGCCAACAUUUGUCAUACUUUACAUAUUCUUUUUUUUCUCUCCUCCGAUCAAUAUGAAAACGGGGUGCUCAAGAGUUUCAACAUCCUGAUCUCAUUCUGUCUGUGCUCAGAGUAUUUCGAAUCCAUAGUAACACGUAGUAACGACGAAGGCGACGAUAACAACAAUAAUAAUAAACGGUAGUGUACAUAUUUUGUAUUGAAAGUGCCAGCUCCUGUGAAGACACCGACUCAACACGUGUGGAACUGUCAACUGUAUGCAUGGCUAGUAAACAAAACAAAAAAGGACUCUUAAUUGUUUGAGAUAACUAUAGGCUGUGGAAAUGUGCAAACCAAAACACAUGUCAGGAUCUGGACACUGUCUCGGCUGUACAUCUGUGCUGCCACGGGAACCAGACUGGCCCCGCGUGACCAUUUUCAUUGUUGAUUUUAUAUUUUUUUAUGUGACCAUUUACUCUUUAUUCCCUCUCUGAAUGGUGACGCUGUUACAUUGGACACCUGAACAAUAAAAGUGCGUGAAACACUUCUUCUUUU
Messenger RNA from Cyclopterus lumpus (lumpfish), 2985 nucleotides. Its product is annotated as ras-related protein Rap-2a. The coding region runs from base 886 to 1437 and encodes 183 amino acids. The record is from RefSeq and is a predicted model, not a curated record. Gene Ontology annotation, molecular function: GDP binding; GTP binding; GTPase activity. Gene Ontology annotation, cellular component: plasma membrane. Gene Ontology annotation, biological process: Rap protein signal transduction; negative regulation of cell migration. Lineage: Eukaryota; Metazoa; Chordata; Actinopteri; Perciformes; Cyclopteridae. The transcript is spliced from 2 exons.